Messenger RNA from Anguilla anguilla (European eel), 3639 nucleotides. Its product is annotated as two pore calcium channel protein 1-like. NCBI's taxonomy places the organism in Eukaryota, Metazoa, Chordata, Actinopteri, Anguilliformes, Anguillidae. The transcript is spliced from 28 exons. Bases 212 to 2686 code for a protein of 824 amino acids. The record is from RefSeq and is a predicted model, not a curated record. Gene Ontology annotation, biological process: transmembrane transport; monoatomic ion transport. Gene Ontology annotation, molecular function: voltage-gated channel activity; monoatomic ion channel activity. Gene Ontology annotation, cellular component: endosome membrane; lysosomal membrane.
UCUAUGAGAAGAACCGAGAAACACAGCGCAGGUCAACGUCGCUCGCGUUGUAUCACGAGAACGGAAGAGGUUUUAACCUUAGUUGUGACUCCAAAGUUUGUGGAACUUGUACGAUGUACAUUUUAAGAUCUAAAAAUUUUUAUCCAAUGAUAUACAAAACUGGGAGGAACUUUUAACUCCGGAUGUUUUGUACAGACGGACACUACAAAGGAUGGCAGACGGUGAAGAUGACGAUGUGCCUCUCAUCUUGACCUGGGAGGAUGCCAGCUGCGGUUUAUUAACUGAAGAAACAGAGAGUGCCACAGCCACAAACGAAAAUGGCAGUGGCUACGAUAUUGUGAAUAAUGCAGUGAUCCCCACCCCUGGGCACCAGGACCACAGGUCCCACUUUGGCACACUGAGGCAGAGUUGGGAAAUGAACUACCAGGAGGCUGCCAUCUACCUGCAGGAAGGUGAGAAUAAUGACAAGUUUUUCACCCACCCAAGAAACCCAAAGGCCCUGGCUGCCUACUUGUUUGCCCACAACCACCUCUUCUAUAUGAUGGAGCUUCUGACUGGGGUAUUGCUGAUGGUGCUGUCAGUGAGUGAAGCACCUGCUGUGCCCUCCCUCCGGCUUGAUGUCUACGUACAUGCAACCCUAGAGCUGCUAGCGCUGGUAAUGGUGGCAUUUGAAUUAUGCAUGAAACUGCGUUGGCUGGGCUUUCAGACCUUCAUUCGCCACAAGAGGACCAUGGUCAAGUCCUGUGUACUGCUGCUCCAGUUUGUAGAGGCCAUCGUGGUGCUUGUCAGGCAGACCUCCCACCUGCGUGUCACCAGGGCCCUUCGGCCCAUUUUCCUUGUGGACUGCCGGUACUGUGGUGCUGUGCGCAGGAACUUGCGGCAGAUCUUUCAGUCACUGCCUCCAUUUAUUGACAUCCUCCUCCUCCUUCUAUUCUUCAUGGUCAUCUUCUCCCUCUUGGGGUUUUGCUUGUUCUCCACAAAUACAGCAGACCCUUAUUUCAACACUCUGGAGAACAGUAUUGUCAGCCUGUUUGUGCUUCUGACAACAGCAAACUUUCCUGAUGUAAUGAUGCCGGCAUACUCCAGGAAUCGCUGGUCCUGUGUGUUUUUCAUUGUUUACCUGUCCAUUGAGCUCUAUUUCAUCAUGAACCUGCUUUUGGCUGUGGUAUUUGACACUUUCAACGGUGUGGAGAAGAUGAAGUUCAAAUCCUUGCUGUUGCACAAGAGGUCGGCCAUUGACCAUGCUUUCCAACUCCUGGUCAGCAGGCAGAGGCCCAAUGGAGUGUCCCUAAAGCAGUUUGAUGGGCUGAUGCGUUUCUACCAACCACGGAUGAGUGCCCGUGAUCGCUUCCUGACUUUCAAGGCCCUUAACCAAUCUGGUCUGCCCAUGCUCAGCCUAACAGAUUUUUAUAAAUUCUAUGAAGUGAUUGGCCUAAAAUGGAAGGCUCGGCGUAGUGGAGACCAUUGGUUUGAUGACCUCCCCCGCACCGCUUUGCUAAUCUUUAAAGGCAUAAAUGUCCUUGUGAAAUCCAAAGCUUUUCAGUAUGCAAUGUAUGCUGUGGUUGCUGUCAACGGCGUGUGGAUUUUAGUUGAGACAUACAUGUUGAACAGUGGAUUCUCCUGGUCACGAUUUGUACCCUGGAGUUACAUAGUCUUCCUAACAAUUUAUGGAGUGGAGAUGCUUUUGAAAAUUACAGGCUUGGGACCAUUAGCUUACUUCAGCUCAGGAUGGAACCUGUUUGAUUUCUCCGUCACUUUCUCUGCCUUUUUGGGUCUGAUUGCCUUGGCCUUCAACAUGGAGCCCUUCUACUUUAUUGUAGUGCUACGUCCCCUUCAGCUGCUGCGGCUUUUCAAAAUCAAGCAGAGAUACCGCAAUGUCCUGGACACCAUGUUUGAGUUGUUCCCCAGGAUGGCCAGUUUGGGACUGACUCUUAUCAUCUUCUACUACUCCUUUGCCAUUGUGGGGAUGGAGUUUUUCGCUGACGUCAUCUACCCCAACUGUUGCAAUUUAUUCUUAACCUACUCUAGCACCAGCACAGUGGCCGAUUCCUACAGACAGAUCAACAUCACCGUGGGCAACCGCACCUUUUUGGAUGAGGGCUACUACUAUCUCAACAACUUCAACAACAUCCUUAGUAGUUUUGUUACGUUGUUUGAGCUGACGGUUGUCAAUAACUGGUAUAUCACAAUGGAAGGUGUUACAUCACAGACUACCCACUGGAGCCGCCUGUACUUUAUGACCUUCUACAUUGUCACCAUGGUUGUGAUGACCAUCAUCGUGGCCUUCAUUUUGGAUGCCUUUGUCUUUCGGAUGAACUACAGUCGCAAGAACAAAGAACCAGUGGGCGACCCAGAGGAUGAAAAUGGCAUAGUGUUUGAGGCUGAAGUAUCCCGAGACGAAGCUUUGGCCACAUUGGAGCUGUACAAACAGACCUGUCCUGGUGGCACCAAUCUCAACUCUCUGCAGGGGGUGUUACUGAGCAUGGAGCAAAGUGGGCAUUCCACGCUUGUGUUCCUAGGCAGACGAUCACGUACAAAAAGUGAUCUAAGUAUGAAGAUGUAUGAAGAGGAAAUCCAGGAGUGGUAUGAGGAGUACGCACGAGAGCUCGCUACAGCCUUACCAGCAACCAGAGGCACUGAUGAACUGCCCUGCCCAGGAGUCAGCCUACCAGGAUGUACAGCAUAGCACCAUGAACUAACCCCCCCAACACCCACCACCACCACCAUCUUAAUACUUUGCAAACAGUUCUGCAAACAUGAUUUGCAGUUGUGGUCUGCGCCGAAAUCCAUAAUCAGCGAGUCCUGUCAGUAUACAUGUUAGAGGAUGAUUGAGUGUUCAAGCCUGAUGGGGAGUUGAGGUAACAAUAUGGCCAUGCAUUCCUGCUAGUUGAGUAACACUGCUUGGAUAUUUUCUGUUUUUACUUCUUGCUAUGUAGGCUGAUUUUUUACCCUCAUGAAAAGCAGAGGCAGGGGAGGGUGGAAGCCAUGAUUUGCCUGUGUCAGGACAUUGUGCUUAAGGACUUUCAGGUAAUGCUUGAAGACAAAUCAUGGGUUUGCUCUAGGUCAAUAACUUUCAAAGCACAGCCAGGGUGAGCUGCAAAGUGGUUCGUCUUUGUAAAGACUACAUGCUGCAGAAACAGGCUAACUUACAAAUUGUAAUUUGAUGCAUUUCAAACUUUCAUUGUCUCUUAUUUCCACUUUGGCUGGGGAGUAUUGGGAAAGUAUUUCAGUUUGCAUUCCAUCUCAAUUCUACAAUAAUACUCCUUUACCUGAGGUAUAUGUGUAGUAGUGGAACAGAUUGUUGUACCCCAGCUUCUCAUUAACUUGACUACAGAAGGUGGUACAUCUGUUGGAAAUACUGCAGGUCCAUUGACUCUCCUCUACUGUCUGCAUCCAUCUUGCUUCUUAUUAAUGGACUUCAAAAACAUGCACAACACCUACAACUGAUAUUUAUUCAUCUUUGGUGCUGAUUUUACAGCAGGUAGCACCAACGUCUCAGCCAACAAAAUCCACAAGAACAUGAUAAUGAAACAAUGUACUGGUUUUAAGAAUAAUCAAUUUUUUUAACUUUUCACUUGUUAUUCUGUAAGUGUAUGCUGUAUUUGUUUAUUAAAUAUUAAGAAUACAUUUUAACACCAA